GUUUGGGCCCGCAGUUUGGCCUCGGGCGAAGAAAAAAGAUUUGUUUUGAAAGGUGGUGUCGCGCAGGAAAAGCAAAAACAACAAAAAAUAUUAACAAUCUCCAACACCAAAGCCAGGAAAAAAGAAAGAGAAAAACAAUUGCUCUUCACCGUUUCGGUGGUGGAAAAUCGAUAAGCUGCGAUUUGCACGGCGUGAAUCGCGUUGUGUUACCAUUUUGCACGCUGGAGCGAUCGGUGGUGGAGGUGGUACUCGAUUACAUGACUCAGUGCUUCGGAUAAAGGGGCCAACCAGCCAGCCAAGUCAGUACAGUGACACCGAUAGUUGAAUUGCCGUAUUGGAAUGUGAGCAACGAAACCAUGGAACGGGUGGAACAGCUUAAUGGUCCAAUGGAAAAGCGCACUUUGCCCUACCGUGAAGCGGAAGAUAGCGAUGAGCAGCACAGUGAAUCUCUAGCGACGAUGCCUGCCGUGGAUGAUGCGUCAUGUAAUCCUGCACCGUCCGAGAACGGUGAUAACGUCGAAUCGGAACUGUCGCGUAUAAAUGAAGGCUGCAGUGGGGUGCAACGGUGUAGCGAGGAAAACGAUGAAAUAAAUGAAUCAACGCGUCUGAUUGAGGCGAACGAUGAGGAUGGGGACGGUUCCUCCUCCAACGGCGGCACAACAUCACCCGGACUGGCCGGGAAAAACGUUGCACUCGUACAGCCAAACAAUCAUCGACGGUCCGACGAACCAACUGAGCUAAGCUUCGAAAAAUUUCCGGAAAAUCAUGAGGAAAAACUGAAACGCAUAAAAAUCGAAAACGCACUGGACGAUCCGAAGACGUCGCUCGAGACCUGGAAGCAGUUUGCCAAAUCGGAGUACGGUCUUAUAAAUGAUGACUUGCGAAGAAAGAUCUGGCCACUGCUGGUCGGUGUUGAUCCACAACAGGUCGAUCCAGCACCCUCGCUGGAGCAACUGAACAACCACCCGGAGUACAAUCAGGUGGUGCUGGACGUGAAUCGCUCGCUGAAGCGCUUUCCACCGGGCAUUCCGUACGAGCAGCGUGUGGCACUGCAGGAUCAGCUAACCGUGCUGAUUCUCCGCGUCAUUAUCAAGUACCCACAUUUGAAGUAUUACCAAGGAUACCACGAUGUAGCUAUCACGUUUCUACUGGUCGUGGGUGAAGAGGUUGCAUUUCACGUGAUGGAAAUACUGUCCACGAACCAUCUGGUCGAAUGUAUGCAGGAAACGAUGGAACCCACGCAGCGACGGUUGAUGUUUAUCUAUCCGCUUGUACGCCGGGAAAAUGCGGCCCUGUGCAGCUACCUGGAAAGAUCGACGGUUGGAACACUGUUUGCCCUACCAUGGUACCUGACCUGGUUCGGGCACAGUCUCAACUCGUACCGGUCGGUGGUACGGUUGUACGACUACUUUCUGGCGUCCGAUUUCCUGCUACCGAUCUACGUUACCUCCGCGAUCGUGAUCUAUCGCCAGAACGAGAUAUUUCAGGAGGACUGUGAUAUGGCAUCAUUACAUUGUUUACUCUCGCAGCUACCUGAAGAUCUCCCAUUUGAAUACCUGCUAAAGAGUGCCGAAAAUUUGUACCGAAAGUACCCGCCGCGGGUAAUCGAAAAGGAUGUCGAAACCAUGAUCGCCAAAGAAAAACAGCAACGACUUAACGAGGAACGCGAACGCGAGUAUCGUAAACUGUACGGCAAAAAACCACCCCCCGUCUCGAACUCCAUCAUCAGCCGGUUUCUGCCCCAUCUGCAACUGUCCCGCCGGUCCGUGUUCGUUACGACCGCGUUCUCCAUACUGGUCGGGUUCUGUGCGUACUACUACCGGGCGCACUACAUACCGCUGGCGGCGGUCAGAUGAGUGGAGCUGUUCCGAACGCGACUCUUCCCGUCGUCGUUCGUCGUGUGUGCCUCGUUCAAUCCACUGGCCGUUAUCGGGCGUUCGUGGCAGAAUACUACUACUAGUACGGGUGGCAGCAGCGCACAGGUGGAGUAAAACUGGACACUGGAUUGGAUCGUUUUCCGCUUUCAAUCGGCAUAAUUGUGAUGUAUUAUUUUUCUUCUUCGUACCAUUGCGAUUCUCUCAUGCGUGCUUCAUCUUUUUUUCCUUCAAACGUGUGUAUGCCUCCGUACGUUCCAAUCCUCAUCCUCAGCUCGCGUUGUAUCGUUUUAUUUUGUUCAUUCGUUUUUUGUAAAUAAUGUGGAAAAUUGUUAGCAUUAGGAAGACCGUGAUUUUCGUGAGGAUCGUUGUAUUGGGAUAGUUUGGCGAGGCGGGGAGGAGAAUAUG
This is a messenger RNA of Anopheles stephensi (Asian malaria mosquito), 2282 nucleotides long. RefSeq names its product TBC1 domain family member 20. The transcript has 7 exons. Gene Ontology annotation, molecular function: GTPase activator activity. The record is from RefSeq and is a predicted model, not a curated record. Gene Ontology annotation, biological process: positive regulation of GTPase activity; endoplasmic reticulum to Golgi vesicle-mediated transport. Gene Ontology annotation, cellular component: endoplasmic reticulum membrane. Bases 357 to 1856 code for a protein of 499 amino acids. NCBI's taxonomy places the organism in Eukaryota, Metazoa, Arthropoda, Insecta, Diptera, Culicidae.